AAGAAGUAAGCAAAGGUCGUUCAGAGCAAAGACCUUAAUCGCAGUCCUGCUCCUAACAAGGGUUGAGGCUCGCAUAUCUGUAAUGUAUGCACACGAUAAGGCUUCCGACGUGGUCGCCGACCAAUGCCUCAGUGAAAUGUACCCUAAAGGAAAACGAGUCGAGUUCCAAGAAUCAGAUGAAGCAUGUAUAAUAUACUGCGUACUUAAGAAGUUCGGAAUCAUGAACGCGAAUGGUGUCAUCAACUUGGAAGCGUACCGUAAGCGAGUUCUCCUGGCUCACCAGCUGGACCAACGCAAGCUGAUGAGCGACAGCAGCGGCAGCUCAUGUGCGGAGAGCGCGGAGGGAGUCCAACACAAGCAAGAUGUAUGCAAGAAGGCCAAGAUAUUCAACGAUUGUACACAUCUUUAUAAAAUAUUGUUAUAAUAAAAUUGAAGAUUCUUUUG
Papilio polytes (common Mormon) is the source of this 444-nucleotide messenger RNA. RefSeq lists its product as uncharacterized. The transcript has 3 exons. The record is from RefSeq and is a predicted model, not a curated record. NCBI's taxonomy places the organism in Eukaryota, Metazoa, Arthropoda, Insecta, Lepidoptera, Papilionidae. Gene Ontology annotation, molecular function: odorant binding. Bases 83 to 424 code for a protein of 113 amino acids.